Labrus bergylta (ballan wrasse) is the source of this 1564-nucleotide messenger RNA. It is a transcript of the gene dub, whose product is annotated as duboraya. NCBI's taxonomy places the organism in Eukaryota, Metazoa, Chordata, Actinopteri, Labriformes, Labridae. The record is from RefSeq and is a predicted model, not a curated record.
UGUGAGUGUGAGUGUGAGUGUGAGUGUGAGUGUGUGUGUGAGUGUGUGUGUGUGUGUGUGUGUGGUGACUCAGCUUCUAUAUUUAACCUGCAGGCAGACUCGCGCUCAAACAUACUCGGCAUAAACUUGAACGCUGACAGACGACGAGCAGGAUGGAGGAGGAAGCUCUGCCACGACGCUCUGUGGCUGACCUCGCAGGACGAUUUAAAGGCUUGGCUCCUCCACAGGAUGCUGCUGGAGAGAAAACAGAGAAGCCGGUGAGACGACGGCCUCCUCGCUCCUUACAGAUCCCAAAACCUCACGAAGACAACCAAGAGCCUGAAGGUGUCACCUCUACUCUACCUGUUAAAGUCAAGAGGAACUCUGCUCUGAUUGAGAAGCUGCAGGCCAACCUGGCGCUCUCUCCCACGGCGCUGCUCCCAUCUCCAAAGAGCCCCGGCUUCAGGCUGCUGCCCCCCUCCUUUCCCCCUCAGUCACCUGUCUCUGCCCCUGUUACCACGGUAACCACCACCCCAUCCACGCCAACCCCCCUAAGCCCUGUCGCCACCUCACCGUUAACCGAAGAGGAAGGUCCCGCCUCUUUUGAAGCCCCUCCCAUCCCGGAGGAGGGGUCCAUCCUGUCAAACAUCAACAAGAGUCGAGCUCGCCACUCCACCCGACGACGCCCUCCAUCUCGCCGCCACAGGAAGACCAGCAGCGGAGACGAGGUGGGUCUGAGCUCGUCGAGUGAACAAGGAGACAAAAAGACAGACAGAGCAGAAGAAGAAGGAGUAGGGGAAGGAGUAGGAGAAGGAGGGCAGGAUGAAGACAAAACAGGUGAGGUGAAGGAGGAAAAAACAGACGCUUCAAUGAAAAAUGAAACCCAUGAAGAAGAGAAGUCGGAGAUCGAUGUAGAGUCCAGAGAAGACGACACAAAGGAUGGAGCGAUCCCAUCCACAGGAGGAGGAGAGGAGGCAUCUUCAUCAAGGACAAGAGAGGAGGAGGAGGAGGCGGAGAAAAACUCAGGAGGAAAACAUGAAGAAGAAUCCACUGAAGGAGCAACAAACACGGAGAGCAGAGAAGAAGAAAAGAGCGCGGAGACGACGUGUCAGACAUCAUACUUAUGAGACCCAGCAGGCAAGCAGAGCCCCUGCGAUGCUGCGAGGGAGACCCUGCAGCUGUCUGAGAGUCUGGACUCUGUGCAGACGGACAUUUAAAUCAAAUGUAGCUGCUGCGUUUGUUCGCUGCGGAGUGUCUUUAUAUCUAAUGUAAUGAAGAUGACACCGACAGACUGAAGCAAAUAGUCCUGUAAAGUGUGAUGAUGAUGAUGAUGAUGAUGAUGAUGGUGUGUUUUUAUAUGUUCACUCUAUGGUGGCCCUGAAGGUCAAUUACAUUCAAUGAAACCCGAAAACUACUGUUGUAGUACUUGAAAUCGGUCUUGGUCUCGAGACCACUUUUUGAAGGUCUGUCUUGUCUUGGUUUCAGACUGGGCGAACUCCAGAUUUGAAAUCAAGACCAGUGAAGACCUCCGCUGAUAGGCUAUUUUUUCACAUCAUUUUCCAAUUAAAGUCUAUUCUAAAAUUCA